AUGGCGCCUCCACGAACCGUCUCGUCCGCCUCAUCCACAUCAACUAUAGCCGAACCCAACCAAGCUCGAAUCCCUUCCAGGACCUUGGGCGUCACGUCUACCGUCGACCAAGCUCAGCUUUUGAGCCACAACUAUGCAGGCAACGGUUCGCCAGAGACCCCGUUCCUGGUUGAGUUUCUACCAACCGAUCCCCAGGACGCGACGGCCUUUUCGGCAUGCAAGAAGUGGCUGAUCACUACGCACCAAGCGGUCGCGACGCUAGCGGUGACAUUUGCAAGCUCAGCGUACUCCGGUGGGGUCAGAGAGAUUAUUCGCUACUUUGGCGUGUCUCAUGAAGUCGCCACGCUGGGUGUCUCUCUCUUUGUGUUGGGUUUCGCUCUGGGCCCGCUCGUCUGGGCGCCCUUUUCCGAACUAUACGGGCGACAGCGGAUCUUCAUCAUCACGUUGAUGGCGAUAACGGCGUUCAAUGCGGGGUGUGCGGGCACGGAUGCCAUCUCCGCGUUGCUUGUCUUGCGCUUCUUCGCUGGUGCGUGUGGGUCGUCGACGUUGGCGAAUGCUGGGGGUGUGAUAGCGGACAUGUUUGAGGCUUCCCAGCGUGGACUGGCGAUGAGUGUCUUUGCCAUGGCUCCAUUUUUGGGGCCCGCGAUUGGUCCGAUUGUUGGUGGGUUCCUCGGCGAGACGGAAGGCUGGCGCUGGCUGCAUGGCUUGAUGGCCAUCUUCACGGGCGUUCUUUGGCUGCUGGGAACAUUCUUCGUCCCGGAGACUUACGCGCCUGUUCUCCUUCGCCGACGGGCGCGCUGGUUGUCCCACGUCACGGGCAAAGUCUACAUCUCGACCCUUGACGCGGGCAAGCCACCCGUGUCGAUUGUUCGCCAAUGUAAGAUUGCCCUGACACGGCCAUGGGUCCUGCUAUUCCAGGAGCCCAUUGUGCUGCUAACCUCCAUCUAUAUUGGUAUCAUUUACGGCACGUUGUACCUGAAUUUCGCGGGAUAUCCGAUUAUCUUCCAGCAAGACAGAGGCUGGAGUGCAGGCGUUGGCGGACUGCCAUUUAUUGGGACUGCGGUCGGCGUGAUCGUCGCCACACUCGCUGCGGUGUUUGAUAACACGCGCUUUCAGCGACUGUCUAUGGCUAAGAAAGGCCUGGCCGAUCCAGAGGAUCGACUCCCUCUAGCCAUGGUGGGAUCGGUGCUGAUCCCUGUCGGCCUGUUUUGGUUUGCGUGGACCUGCGAUGAGCCAAUUCACUGGGCGGUGCCGACCGUGGGCUCUGCUUUUUUUGCCUGUGGCGUUGUGGUCGUCUUCGUGUCGCUCCUCAACUACCUUGUUGAUUCUUAUGUCAUCUUCGCGGCUUCGAUCCUGGCCGCGAACUCGGUCUUGCGAUCCAUCUUCGGCGCCGCCUUUCCACUGUUCACGCGGAAGAUGUACGAGAACUUGGGAAACCACUGGGCCAGCUCGGUCCCAGCCUUCCUGGCCGUCGCCUGUGUCCCGUUUCCAUUCGUGUUCUACAAGUACGGCGCAGAAAUCCGGAUGAAAUGCAAGUAUGCAGCCGAGGCCGCAAAGAUCCUGGAAAAGAUGCGUGCUCGACGCGUGGAGAAGGAGGAGGUUUAA
Aspergillus terreus NIH2624 is the source of this 1605-nucleotide messenger RNA. RefSeq names its product MFS transporter. The transcript has 3 exons. Gene Ontology annotation, molecular function: transmembrane transporter activity. Gene Ontology annotation, biological process: transmembrane transport. NCBI's taxonomy places the organism in Eukaryota, Fungi, Ascomycota, Eurotiomycetes, Eurotiales, Aspergillaceae. Bases 1 to 1605 code for a protein of 534 amino acids. The record is from RefSeq and is a predicted model, not a curated record.